Molecule: messenger RNA, 3335 nt
Organism: Coccidioides immitis RS
Lineage: Eukaryota; Fungi; Ascomycota; Eurotiomycetes; Onygenales; Onygenaceae
Product: AGC/PDK1 protein kinase
Exons: 5
Coding region: 1-2289 (762 amino acids)
Biological process (GO): intracellular signal transduction; peptidyl-serine phosphorylation
Molecular function (GO): protein serine/threonine kinase activity; ATP binding
Source: RefSeq, a predicted model, not a curated record
AUGGACGGAGAUCUCAGUCUUUCGCAGUCCUUUGGUGGCUUGCGCAUCGCUAACCCCGAUGAUGUGCCCCCUGGAGGUCUAGAUGAACGUUCAAGCUCCGCCCCUCUUCCACCGGCAGAGGCGAAACGGGAAAACGACGUGAAUGUUUCGAGCAAUGUGGCGUCUUCGUCACCGUCGAACAGACCGUCGAUGCCCAUGCACCCCCAGCCCCAGGACCAGCAAUAUGCACUUUCACAAAAGCCACCCACUCCACAUCAACUUCCAGACAAUCCCCCUGCUACUUCUGUGAGGCCACUAUCGACUUACUUACCACCGUCGACGAACGGUAAUACAACGCCAAUCAGCAGAGGUGACUCAUACCGCAUUCGCACGGAACCGUCUUCCCCUGCCCCGGAUUUUCCCUCGAGAAGUGACUCCCGCAGCCGGUCAGCCAUGUUGCAAGCUGGCGUUCCUAUUCGAGACACAACCCAUAGUGACAGAUCGUACAAACAGCCCCAACAUUAUGGCGAGAAUGCGGCAUUACCACCCAGGAGGAGCUCACGUGCGGUGCACAACAAUUCCAAUCCUCAUCGUUCAGGCUCUCAGUAUAACCCGGAAAACGGGCCUACACACAGUUCUGGAGACUGGCAGGAGCGUGGCUCUGCCGUCGCUGUACGGCAAGAAAUCGACGCGAACGGCAAACCCGUCUCAAAGACUGUUAGGAAGGGCGUCAGGGAUUUCCAAUUUGGCCGAACUCUCGGAGAAGGCUCUUACAGCACUGUUGUGGCUGGAACAGACCGCCAAACCCUGAAGGAGUACGCCAUCAAGAUACUUGAUAAGCGUCACAUCAUCAAAGAAAAGAAAGUUAAAUAUGUCAAUAUUGAGAAGGACACCCUAAACAGACUUACCGAACAUCCCGGAGUGGUUCGACUAUACUACACUUUUCAGGAUGAAAACUCCCUUUACUUUGUUCUCGAUCUAGCCCUGGGUGGUGAACUCUUGAACUUCCUCAAACGAAUAGGAACCUUUGACGAGGAGUGCACCAGAUUCUAUGGUGCGGAAAUUCUAGAUGCCAUCGAUUACAUGCACAAGCGUGGAAUAAUUCAUCGUGACUUGAAACCGGAAAACGUACUAUUGGACAGCCAGAUGCAUGUCAAGAUUACAGACUUUGGCACUGCUAAAAUCUUGGACCCCCCGCAACGACCAGAUGAGGGUUCCGGAGGCAUCCUUGAUUCAGAUAUGUCUGGCCGAGAUAGAGCUAACUCAUUUGUUGGAACGGCAGAAUAUGUCAGCCCAGAGCUCCUUACUGAGAAAAAUGCCUGUAAAGCUAGCGACCUAUGGGCAUUUGGUUGCAUCAUAUAUCAGUUGUUGGCAGGAAGGCCACCAUUCAAGGCAGUCAACGAAUACCUGACAUUCCAGAAGAUCGUCAAUCUCGACUACGAAUUUCCGAAGGGUUUCCCGCCCGUCGCCCGAGAUCUAGUGGAGAGACUUCUCGUUGCUGAUCCCACUCGAAGACUCCCAAUCGAGCACAUCAAGAACCAUGAAUUCUUCAAAGGUAUUACCUGGGGUCGAGGCCUUUGGAAACAGAAGCCGCCUCGUUUAAAGCCCUUCCCCCCAAAUAUCAAUACCGCCCAGUCGCAAAACAAUAGACCCUACCCGCGGGUUAUCACCGAAUUACCCCCUCCAUCGCAACUUGAUAUCGAAUGGUCUCCAGUGCUGACACGACCAAAUGAGCGCAUAUUAAAGAUGGGAAACCUGACCGUUUCGUCAUCGCCUGCUCCUCAUAGAUCCCAGAAUAGGCAUGGAAACGGGGACAGCGACGCUCCCAAGAAGCUCUCUCGAUUCUUCGGUGGUGCUACGACUAAAAAGCGCCAGCGUUUAGUUAUAGCGACUUCCGCAGGGCGUGUGAUAAUUGUUCCUUCCGGAGGAGAUGAAAAGAAAGCAAAACUAGAAGUAUCUCUCCUGCAAUCGGACACUCAUUAUCGAAGCUCGACAGAUCUAAAGGGGCAUUCGUCAUGGAUAAUUGAUACGCGAGACAAACAUCUCGUCUUUGAAGAAGUAAAGUCUUCUUCCACCGAAACGAACACGUCUGCUCUUUCCACGCAGGAAUGGAUGGAAACACUGGAUCGAUCGAGAGAGAUGGGCGCGUUAAACCCCAGAACAGGAUCUUAUAUGGGUGAUGAAGAAGAAAUUUCCGGAGGAAGAGGGCAACUUACGAAAAACCAAGGCCCUACAGAUUCCGAUUCAGUCAAAGCUAAGAAGCGUUUCAGUCGCCGACAUUCAAAGAACGGGCUCUCGGCUGUUUUCUAGAACGACACUGGGCCUUGACAACCACGAUAUGACCUUGGCCCCUAGGUCAUGCACCGAGCUCUCUCUGGAUAUAUUCUGCAUUAACGGCGUUUGGGGGAAGCUCCCUUGAUCUCUCGCAUUGACCUCAAAACCUCUCACGUCACGGUCUUUACCUUUCUCACAUCAAACGACAUAUUCAUUUCCAUUUGCUGUUAAGUCGACAUUUCCGCCCUCGGGCUACGAGUGAUGACCUACACUGGCUAAUGCCGUCGAAGCGUUCUGCAUGUGAAAAACCACUGGUUUGGCACAGUUUCUCUUUGCGAUUUCCGUGAUCCAGUUUCAUUGCGCAGCUCUCUCGCCAUUAGCAUAUGAUUAUAUCAUCCCCAUUCCUCCAAAUUUUCGCAUUGUGCAUAUUGAGCCUGAUAUCUUAUUUUUCCCUCCCCCAGGACUUAGUUUUAUCAUUUAUAUGUGUUUUUUGCAUUCAGUUGUCUCCAUUUUCCUCCUUCUUUUUCCUCCCCCUUUUCCAGUAUAGUAGCUUUGCGGUAUUCCUCCCCGCUAUUCACACGCACCGCACCAUGCUUUGACAGAAUCCAUGAUCUAACGUUCUCCGGGCUUAAGACGGGCUGGCCGGUUUUUUAACACGGUGCGGGCCUGGUUUCUCCCCUCCCCCCCCUUUUUUCUUUGACGUCUAGUUGGGCAGAUUAUCGGGUUCAAGCAAGGCACACAGCAUUUUUCUACAUCCAGUUCGUCUUCGAUACACACUAUUUUAAUCGCUUUGCGUCUGCGCAAUUUACAUUAUUUCGUCUGAAGAAGGUUUGUUGAUUAGAGCGACUGGUGUAUAUGCAUGAUGAUUCCCCCCAAAACCAAUCCUUCCUUUGUUCUAUCCCCGAUUUCCCUACUAUCCUAGAGGUGGAAUUGAAGCUGUUUUCUUCAAGAUGUCUUCUCAUUUUACUCUGGUGUUACCACAUAAAAUCCAUCUAUCCAUAAGGGGCCUGAUAAUUAUGGGGAAGCAUUUACGGCCUAUUGAGUGACUCAGUAAUACUUAAAUGACAAAAAUAUGACCUCGA